AUGUCGAGUGUGGAACCGCGAUCCAAGACCGACAUAUACCUCGGUUUCUUUGAGCGAAACCCGGUACCCACAGGGGACAGGAAUAUGAAGAUAUGGACGAAGACAUGGAUGUGGGCCACGGACGUGUAUGGCAAGGGAUGCUCAAGAGAGGAACGAAGACUCGAGAAUGCGAGGGUGAAAAUCGCUUUCGACGACAAAAUCAUGCGGCCUUUUGCAGAAAGAGGAAGCCCGGAAUUCUUCGCCUGGCUUAGGGCGACAUACCCAGCCGCGGCGAAACUGUUUGAGCGAUGGAAAGCUAGGACGAUGCAAGACGCAGGGAAGGGGAUACCGAGCGGCCAAAGUCCUGAGGGGUUGGCACAGACGAAAACGAACGGCGAAGCCGUCCAAGAAGGGGUCCCAGUGUGA
Messenger RNA from Fomitopsis serialis, 405 nucleotides. RefSeq lists its product as uncharacterized. The record is from RefSeq and is a predicted model, not a curated record. Lineage: Eukaryota; Fungi; Basidiomycota; Agaricomycetes; Polyporales; Fomitopsidaceae. The transcript is spliced from 3 exons. The coding region runs from base 1 to 405 and encodes 134 amino acids.